Anneissia japonica is the source of this 2142-nucleotide messenger RNA. RefSeq lists its product as uncharacterized. The coding region runs from base 167 to 1678 and encodes 503 amino acids. NCBI's taxonomy places the organism in Eukaryota, Metazoa, Echinodermata, Crinoidea, Comatulida, Comatulidae. The record is from RefSeq and is a predicted model, not a curated record. The transcript is spliced from 10 exons.
GGUUUGUCCAGGCAUUUGGUUUUACGCCACUUUUAACCAGGAAACGAAAUGUCACUUUACUAUCUUCCGUACAUCCGUCGACAUCGUCGUCAUUUUUCUUUCUUUAGCAGUGCGGUAUUAUUACAAGACUUUCUUCGAGCAUAUUUUUCAGCACCACUGCACUGCAAUGAAAAUCAUACUUGCUACAGUCAUAUGCAUAGUAUGUAUCCUGGAGAUGGCACAUGUAGACGCUUGGAGGCGUCGUCGACGACGUCGCAGAUCUUGCUAUCCUGUGAAUUGUGCGUGGGGUAACUGGCAAGGAUGGGGUGCCUGCUCUAUAUCCUGUGGAAGUAAUGGGACAGAAACAAGGAUUCGAACCGUGGUUAGAUCUGCGUCUUGUGGAGGUGCAGCGUGUACUGGUCCGUCGCAGGAACAGAGAGUCUGUUCGCCUGGAUGUAUUCGUGGAACUGCGAUGGCAGGAUAUUGCGCAAAUUGCCCUUUCCCAUACACCGGUAACUGCUGCGAACAGUUCAUUGAAGGUGACCCUUGCACGACACAUAUAGAGCUGAGUCAACCCUGGCGAAGUAUCAGUUAUCCCCCAGAGCAAGACAAUUCUUAUCACUAUACCAACCUGCUCAACUAUUGGUACCGUUUCGUCGGUGGGGGCGGUGGAGACAUGCCGACUAUGUGCAUAAAGGCCAAAAGUUGUGGCGUUUUGAAACCCAUUUGGAUGUCUGGUGAUCAUCCAACUUCUGACGAGGGCGCUGUGAGCAGGACCGUAUGUACUAGUGUAACUGACAACGGAGAAAACAACUGUUGCAUCCGCAUGAACACAAUUGAGGUAAAGAACUGUACCAGGUUUUAUGUCUACAAACUGUUUCAGCCACAGGAUUGCGACGAAGGCUUCUGCGCAGAUAAACCAUGUACAAUCCCCAUUGACGAUCUACUAGGUGAUAAAGAAUCAGAGAUGUGUGAUGACACUGAGCCCAGUAGUGCGCAGGGAGCACGCCUCCCCCAGUCGUCCCCUAUAAAAUAUAAACCAUGUACAAUCCCCAUUGACGAUCUACUAGGUGAUAAAGAAUCAGGGGACGAUCCAGCUUUUUGUGAAUGGGUGGUUUGGAAAUGGGGUGCUUGCGCAAUUGAUGCUGUCGUCAGGGACUGUCAUGUGCCACAUCGCCUGGAUGUAUUCGUGGAACAGCUAUGCAAGGAAGUUGCGCAAAUUGCCCUUUCCCAUACACCGGCAACUGCUGUGAACAGUUCAUUGAAGAUAUUUCGACUUUUGAGUCAAAGCGUACAAAUUCGGUUCACAGGUAAAGACGAACCUUGUCCACCCGGAACAAAGUCAGCGAAUGGUUAUACACCUAACUGUACGGCCGAUCCACCCCCUGACACAUGUACACCGCAAUGUGUUGAGGUAACUGGAUUGUUCCAGUGUAGAUUCGAUGUUCAAUACCAGAGGAACAUAACAUACGACGUCAAUUGGUAUGCUGCAGGAAUUGUUCUUGAUGGCUUCGGGACAUCCGUCUUUGGGAGUAGGCCUAUGGCUACACUGGGAGUACAGCAACUGAUGAGCGUGUUGACAAUCAGUACAACGAUAACCUGUUCCCUGUCAGCACGGUAUAUUCAUGUUGAUGGUACUCCAAUGAGUGAAGCUACGUCACCGAAAGAAAGCAAUACUUGUGACUUUGUACUUACAUGAGGCCUCGUUAUCAUAUCUUAAACUGAGAAUUAUCGGUAGUAUUUACGUACAACAUAAUCGAAAGCUAUAUUUUUCAAUUUUAAAUCCAUGCAUGUGUUUCAUGCUUGGUCUUCUAGUUUUAAUUGAGCAUUUUCGUUAACAAUUGUUAACAUUUUCCGAUAUUAUUGCUUUUAAGCACAGUUUUAUUUGUGUACUGAGUACGACUUGUUGCUGUUAUAUCAAAUACAGGCCUAAGUGCUCUUGCUCGGUUACUGUACAUCGAUUUUAAAAUCCACAAAUAUUGUUAAAGAUCAUUAUACGAUUAUAUGUAUGCUUGUUCUUUCUAUACAAUUCGACUAUUUCUGUAAAUUUUCUAAUUAGACAGUAAAUUAUCUCUUAAUAUAGAAUCAAAGUUCAAAUAGGGGGCUUAUAGGCCUAUUCAACGCCAAUAAAUGUACAUAAUAAAAGAAAUACUAUUGUACAUA